AUGGGCCUGCUCAGCGCCCUGGUCGUCCUCCUCACUCUCCAGCCCCCAGUCAUAUACGCCGCCAGUCGUGUCUCCCACGUGAACCUCUUCACCGGCACCGAAAAUGGCGGCAACAACUUCCCCGGUGCCGCACGCCCCUUCGGCAUGGUCAAGCUGGGCCCGGACCUCUCCAGUUCCGGGACAGACGCCUACGCGGGCUACCUGCCCACCGGCGCAUUCUCCGGCUUCAGCAUGAUGCACGAGCAAGGCACCGGCGGCGCCCCCAAGUACGGCACCGUCGCGCAGCUGCCGCUCGUGGGGAACGUCUCCCAGCCGCUGUCGAAGCAGACGGUGGGCCGCGCAGGCGUAGACGACGCCGCUGUUGGGUACUACUCUGCGCGCACGGCGCAGGGCGUGAGGGUUGAGCUGGCUGCUACCGCGCAUGCUGGAAUGUAUCGGUAUACGUUCCCGGCGGGUGCGCCGGGUAAUGUGCUUGUCGAUGUGUCGCAUGUGCUGCCGUCGUUCCGGGGGCAGGGCCUCGGGCAGGGGUACAAGGGUGGCCGGGUGGUUGUUUUCCCUGAUGGGCAUUAUGAGGGUUAUGGCGUGUAUGAUAAUGGGUGGAAUCGGUCGCCUGACUGGAGCAUUUAUUUCUGUGGUCACUUCGACGCAGCCCCCCUCAGCAACAAGACGUACCACGCCACAGAUGCCAGCGGCAGCGUCGAAGAGCCCAGCGGAUCGGUCGACUCCUCAAACGGCACGCGCCGUGUCGGCGCGCUGUACACCUUCAACGAAAGUGUCGUGACUUCGCGCGUGGGAAUCUCCUGGCUGUCGACGGAAAAGGCGUGCCAAAACGUCGCGAGCGAGAUCCCCGCCGACACAGAGCUCGAGUCCGUCGUUAGCGACGCACAGGACGAAUGGGACGAGCGCGUCCUGUCCAAGAUCAGCACCUCCUCCACCAACGAGACUAGUCUGGCAUUGCUGUACACAUCCCUCUACUUCAUGCACCUAAUCCCGACCAACCAGACCGGCGAGAACCCCAGCUGGACCUCCUCCGAACCAUAUUACCAGGAUAUCUUCACCUUCUGGGACCUCUUCCGCUGCUCCACACCUCUCAUGCACAUCCUCCAGCCAACCGCCUACGAGGAGCUCAUCCGCUCGCUCAUCGACACCUGGCGCUUCGAGGGCUACCUCCCUGACGCGCGGUCGUCCAACUACAACGGCCGUACGCAGGGCGGCUCCAACGCCGACACCAUCCUCGCCGACGCCUACGUCAAGGGUGUACGCGGCGCCAUCGACUGGUCCGCCGGCUACCAAGCCAUGGUCAAAGACGCCGAGGUGGCGCCCCCCAACACGCCCGUCGACCCGAUGGCCCCGGACUCCUCUACCAAGGAGGGCCGCGGCGCGCUGCCCGACUGGCUCAGUCUGGGCUUCAUCACGCCGCGGUUCACGCGGGCCGUGUCGCGGGCCGUCGAGUACGCGGGCAACGAUUUCGGUCUGUACCAGGUCGCACAGGGGCUGGGCCGGCACGACGACGCGCAGAAGUACCUGCAGCGUUCGCGGAAUUGGCGCAACCACUGGAACGAGAACCAGACGUCGCUUGGGUUUGCGGGGUUUGUGGUGCCGCGCGACGAGAACGGUUUUGUCGAGAUCGAUCCGGUCACGAGCAGUGGGUACUGGGGUGAUCCCUUUUACGAGGCGAGCUCGUGGGCGUACUCCUGGGCGGGCGUGCAUGAUAUGGCGGCCUUGGUGGAGAUGAUGGGGGGUGUGCAGGCGGCGCGCAAGAGACUGGACACCAUGUUCACAGUGGGGGCUGGGGGUGGCUCCGGGACUCUGUUUGAUCCCACAAAUGAACCGAUGUUUAAUCUCCCCUAUCUCUACAACUACCUCGGCCAGCAGGAUCAGUCUGUCUCACAGGCGCGGCGCAUCGCGAAAUCGAGUUACAACACUGGCCGAGCUGGACUUCCUGGAAACAGUGACGCCGGGGCGAUGCAGAGCUGGCUUCUGUGGAACAUGAUCGGACUAUAUCCCAUUACCGGCCAGACGACGUUCUUGAUCCACUCCCCGUGGUUCGAGGAGCUAACCAUCGAGCUUGGGGACGGAAAGUCCCUUAAGGUAACGACCACUGGUGGUGAUGGGAACGGCGAUAGCAACAUUUAUGUCCAGCGACUCCGCGUCAACGGACAGGACUGGCGGAAGAACUGGCUGACCUGGGACGACAUCUUUGCCGACGGCGGCACGUUGGAGUUUGAGCUGGGGGCGAGUCCGAGUGGCUGGUUCACUGGAGAAUUGCCUCCCAGCCCGGCAUCGUAA
Aspergillus terreus NIH2624 is the source of this 2289-nucleotide messenger RNA. RefSeq names its product alpha-1,2-mannosidase family protein. Gene Ontology annotation, molecular function: carbohydrate binding; peptide-N4-(N-acetyl-beta-glucosaminyl)asparagine amidase activity. Lineage: Eukaryota; Fungi; Ascomycota; Eurotiomycetes; Eurotiales; Aspergillaceae. Bases 1 to 2289 code for a protein of 762 amino acids. The record is from RefSeq and is a predicted model, not a curated record. Gene Ontology annotation, biological process: protein quality control for misfolded or incompletely synthesized proteins; protein deglycosylation; glycoprotein catabolic process. The transcript has 5 exons. Gene Ontology annotation, cellular component: nucleus; cytosol.